This is a messenger RNA of Mycena indigotica, 1110 nucleotides long. Its product is annotated as Flavonol synthase/flavanone 3-hydroxylase. Gene Ontology annotation, molecular function: dioxygenase activity. The coding region runs from base 1 to 1110 and encodes 369 amino acids. The record is from RefSeq and is a predicted model, not a curated record. Lineage: Eukaryota; Fungi; Basidiomycota; Agaricomycetes; Agaricales; Mycenaceae. The transcript is spliced from 9 exons.
AUGCCGAGCAUUAUUCGCCCCCAUCUUGCCACGCGCACCGUUCCUCCAACGACCAAACAAGCCCUGGACUGGGCAGAUUUGGCUGUCGUCGAUCUCUCCAAGGCUGCAGACCCGGAUGGCCGUGCAGAAUUGACGGCACAAGUCUGUGAAGCGAUGCGGACGCAGGGAUUCUUCUACGUUGUCAACCAUGGCUGGACUCCCGAGCAGACCGCGAGGGCGUUCGACAUUGCUGAGUUUGCUUUCAGUGGUGUCUCUGCAAAGGAUAAACAGGCUUACGCGGCCACGAUGAAGACGACCGGCUCGUUUCAAGGAUACAAGCCCCGCCAAUAUUGGCAUAUUGACAACGGUAUCAAUGACCAAAUUGACACAUUCAACAUAAAUCGUGAUGUUACGCUCCGGGAGCAGCCUGAGGCUCUUCGUCCAUUCCUCCCUGAGCUCGAUGCCUUGGCUCGGCAUACACAUUUCGACAUUCUCCAUCCUAUUCUGCGCAUGCUUGCUCAAGGCCUUGAGCUGGAAGAAGAGACAUUUGUAGAUCUUCAUCAGUUCAAGUCCGUUUCGGAGACCUACAUCAGAUUCAUGAAAUAUUACCCUCGGACUAUUGAAGAGGAGGAAAAGACCAAUAAUGUUUGGCUCAAGGGUCAUACGGACAUUGGUACUGUUACGAUUCUCUAUAGUCAGCCGAUAUCUGCGCUUCAGAUUCUUGGAAGGGACGGAAAAUGGCGCUGGAUCAAGCAUAUUGAGAACGCCAUGGUCAUCAACAUUGGAGAUGCGAUGGAGUUUCUCUCCGGCGGUUACUACAAAGCGACCAUCCACCGCGUUGUUCAGCCGCCCGAAGACCAACGUCUUCGCGAGCGGCUGGGAAUUUUCUACUUCGCCAUGGCUCACGAUGACACUCCUCUUAUACCGGUUCAAAAGAGCCCAGUCCUGGAACGUGUCGGUACCGAGAACCGCCAAGGCAUUCCACAAGACUCUGGUGGGUCUGUGAUCACGAUGGAAGCCUGGCGCAAAAGCAGGACGAGUGCAUAUGGACAGAGUCGGUUGACAGCGGCUCCAGGCGGGAAGAUUGAGGAGGAAACGGUCCAGGGCGUGUUAGUGCAACAUUUCAAUUGA